Molecule: messenger RNA, 801 nt
Organism: Colletotrichum phormii
Lineage: Eukaryota; Fungi; Ascomycota; Sordariomycetes; Glomerellales; Glomerellaceae
Product: peptidase S8/S53 domain-containing protein
Exons: 6
Coding region: 1-801 (266 amino acids)
Biological process (GO): proteolysis
Molecular function (GO): serine-type endopeptidase activity
Source: RefSeq, a predicted model, not a curated record
AUGCAUGAAGGACCCUUCUACACCAGCAGUGCUGCCAACGGCUUUGGUGUUACGGCUGUGGGCAGCGUUGAGCACACCCAAACCGCAGCCUUUACGGUAGUUGCGAGGUCAAGCAACAAUGAGACACGCGAGAUUCUUUAUGUUAGCUCCGACACUGCGCAGUGGACGCUCAACGGCACAGCACCCGCCCACUUCCUCAAUCAGAACUACACCGGCCUUGACUCUUGCGACGUCUGGGAGUUCUCUGGUGUUUCGUCAGACUGUGUCCUCAUUUUGCCCGUCAAGUGGGGUUUCUACUACAACUUCGAAGAUGCUGCCUGGGAGAUCCCGAACAGAAGCGUCUACAACCCUGAAGAGCAGCCCCUCGGAUUUGGUCUCAUCAGUCAAGAGGAUGGGAAGUGGCUCGUCCAGCAGAACGAAUUGGGUCGCAAGGUGGAUUUUGAGUUCGUAGCCAAUGGUGGCAAGGCAGUCGGCAUUCCCGGCGCCAACUCCGAGUCUAUCGCCGGUGCCAUUGACUACUUUUCCUCAUGGGGCUUGACAGUCGACGGUCGUCUCAAGCCUGAGAUCUCAGUUCCCGGCGGUUCUAUUCUCUCUACGUAUCUGACAUCCGAGGGUGGAUGGGCUGUUUUGUCUGGAACCAGCAUGGCCACACCAUACAUUGCCGGCGUCGCUGCCCUCUACUUCUCAUCGAACGGCGGCCGCUCCAACAUCGCAAACAACGCCGGCGACUCCGCUCACCACCUCAUCGCCUCCAGUGGCAAGCCCAUUGCUCACCAUGAUGGAAGCGGCUCCUUAGCGUAA